AUGGAAGAGCGUACCACGGAGGCGGAGCGUCUCGGGCUCGGGCUCGGGCUCAUGGACACAGACAACCCGCUCGAUGUCAGCGAGCGCUCGAAGCGCAUGAACAAACGACUCGACUACACCGAGUAUUCGCACGACGAAGAAGAGGAAACUGGCCAGGGAAACAAAAGAGGAAGAGGCGAGAAGAAGGCGAAACCGAGAGGAAACAUGGCAUCGACGGCGAGGUAACUAUUUUGAUGUGUAAGGGGCGUCACUUCUUCGUCUUCUUUUCACGAGAAAGAGAAAAAAAAACUGGCUGUAAACUGUCCCCCGAUUAACCUGCAGUCACUCAAUCACCGGACUGAUCGGUUCUGUCGGUCAUUUCUGAUAUUCUCAAUCAGAUAGCCCCCUCUCUCGCCUUUUUCUUUCUAUUCAACCUCAUGUUUUGGUCGAGAAAGAAACCCGCUGAUUCGAAAUUUACUUGUUUACGUGUUAUCCUAGCUGUUUUUCUCACAACUAAUGAAUUUUUCAUGUAUUUACUCAGAAAAUGUAACGUAGUUGUGUGGCGUGCGCUAACUAAGCCGUAGAGACAAGACAAUUUUGUUUGUAGGUGGCUCUAGCCAAUAGAUUUGUAGGCAAGACACAUUUUUGUUAGAAAAUAUAUUGUUAGCAAAACACCUGUCUGAACAAUUUAUUGACCAAGCGUGUGACUCGCUGAUAAUAACUCAAAGAGUUUGACGCUUAUCAGUCGAUCGGCGUGAAGUUUAGCUGUUCUCCAGUUAUAAACUCAAUAAUCGCUUUAAUUUUUUCAGAAAAAUGCGUACAAGAUUCAGUGAAGAGGAGGUAGCCGACAUGUGGCUCUUCAUUAUUUACCGCCUUCGCGAUCCGAUCACCCAAAAAGUGUUGAAGCCAAAGUUUGGAGCCGGAAUCUGGAAGGAGUUCAAGAAAGAGAAUGCCUCGCCGCGCAACGCGUACAGCUUCUAUGUCCAGUGAGUGCCUCUAUUUUGAAGGGGGGGGGGGAUGGAAAAAGGAGAAAGAAAAGUGCUAUAACGUGCGACAACUGCUCAUUAUCUCGGUCUAUCGGAGAGGACACAUGCAUUUCUUCUAUAGCGUUUUAUUUACAUACGUUUCUGGAACAUUUUUCUAAUUUAAGAAGCAAUUAAACACUCUAUAGAUAGAUACAUACGUCCUUUUCGUAAACGUUUUGGUCAGAAACUUUUACCGGCCGGCACGGCCCGACGCGACGGAGGCAUUCGACGUCGGCCCCCUCAACUAUGAUUUUCAGUACAAACAUCUGUUUUUGAUCGGCUAUCCCUAACUUAUAGUGCUACCGUUUCAGUUUCCGUCGAUCGAUGAUGCCGUCAAUCGAUUCCACAAACUUCGAUAUGCAAACGAAGACUCUGAUCCACUACACCCUCGAAAUUCCAGUCAGCGACAUGUUCCUUCAAGAGUGAGUCGCUCCGUUUCAAACCGUAACUAUCGUUUCCAUUUGCAGACUUCGAGAUAUUGAGAAGGUGCAAGUGGUGAUUGAUAAGAAACGACUUUUGAAAGGAUAUCGCAAGUGCCGUUACAACGGAUACGUCGAAGACGACGGAUGGGACGACGUGUGGGGACCGGAGUACUUUCGCGAGUCGGAUCUCGUUGAGAUUGUGCUCGAUGCGCCAUUCAUCACUCGUGCACACAAUGACGUCAGCGACGACGACGACGACGACGACGACGAUGAUGAUGAGAUGGAAGGAGGAUUGGCGAUCAAGAGAGGGAGAGGAAACGACGAUUACUCGGAAGGAGAACCGUCCAAGAAGGUUGUCCGCAGAACAAACAAAGGACGAGGAGGGCGUGGAGGAGGUGGACGUCGUCGCGCUCCAAAGACGGUUCCGAUCGGAGCUGGAAUCGGAAUGGAAAUGGAAGCGGACGAAAGUCUGGAAGCCCACCCUGAAUACGUCACUGACAGCCACCGAUUCGCAAAGGCCAGCCUCUCUCCGGAACUUGGAGAUUUGGAAAAUGUAAAUUAUCUUUAAAACUGGAAAUUUUCGUGUUUUCUUUCACAUUUUUGGUGAAUUGAGCAGUAUCUCGUUUGAAAAUUUGCAUUUACACCCGAAUCAUGUCCUCUGACAGCAGAUCCAAUUUUCUUGUUGGUUGUGUCUGUGCCUAUGUGCGACCGCGACGCGACCGCAGCGCAGCCGACAGAAAGAGGGUCGAAACUGUUGCAGGAAACGGAAAGCUUAUCAAACCUACAAAAUCAGCAAAAAAAAGUGAUAAAAAGAAAGGAAUCACUUCGAGAUUAGUCUCAUUCACUAGAAACAAGGAAAAAACACAAAAAUUUCAAUAUUUGAACAUACAUGCAACAUUACGCACUCUUGCACUUUUUCACCGAACUCUUCCUCAUGUACUGUCUUCAAACUAUUUAGGAUCUCUUAGCAACUACGUAGAAUUGUCUUCUUACAACUUUUCCCCCCAAAUUAUACUAACAAUCUGUUGAAUUGAUUCGUUUCCCGCACCUGAAAGUAUUGCAUUCUCUGUACUUUUUGUUCAAUUCUCACCAAUUACAUUUGACCAGAUAUUAUAAAUAAAACAUUAGAAUGAAAAAAACAAUACAGGAAACUUACAAAUGAGAAUUGAGUGAGGAAAUCUGCAUGGGUUUUUGCAAAGUGUGCAUGGGAACGAUUCUGCAUGAGCAUGAGGAUGCUGAACGAAGAAUGCUGCAUGGAGUUUCUGAAAAAAAUAUUCAUCCGAGCCCACCGACCACAGUUUCAAUUGGAAUGAAACGGACGUUUUUCAUCUGACAGUUAAUAUCACAACCGCUUUCACUUCUUGACACGUGUUUUUCGUAAUGGCACAUCUGAAAAGCGGCUUCGCGACGAUUUUCGAUUUUCAAAAUGUUCCAAAGUCUGAACAUCUGGAAUUCUAUUGGAUCCUUAAUUCACAUGUCUUUUCGGUUGAGUGUUGGUAUUCAUGGUUCGCCACUAAUUGUAGUACAUGCGUUUGUCACUUCCACUAUGUAUCCACAUCUAUUUUUUGGUCACAAUCACUCACAACGUGUCAGAUAAACUCUAAACCGAACAGACACGCUUUUCACGCCUCAAUAACUACACUUUUGACGUUCUCUCCUUCCUUUCGGUGCAAGAUGAUGCAAUAGUCAGAUCAUACCUUCUAAAAACGAUGCCCUUCGUACUCAACUGUAAUGCCAUGUUUGCCGUGAAUGGUAUGAAUGAGAAAGCGUGAGAAAUUGAAGUUGGACUCACAAAGAGCCACGUCGGUCUAUUGUGCAGUUCUACAACGACGUAGAGACCUCCUCCUCGCCGAUUGGCGCCUAUCAUUCAUUCUUGACAAUCGCCCUGACUCUAUGUCUAUUCAUUCAACACCAUUUCCGGUAAGGAUCUAGUUUUCAGCCCGGGUAAGGUAGCGAAGAGAAUGAUUAGGUAGACCGGCUAACCCUUCUCUCACUAGCUUUCCCGGUCCAAACGUCGUUCUGAAAAAUUUUGAAGUGUUUGAUUUACUACCCGGAAAUGUGCUUUAUAUUCUGAUGACAUGGCUGAUGAGACAAAUUAGUUCGAUUGUUCAAAAGACCUGACACCAGCAUCUUCUUCGUUGCCACAAAAGAUUUUGAUUUGUCUCUGAAAAUUGAAAACUAUACAGCUACUAAUGCACUUUUCUUUGGCUUUUCAUCAACAAGUUUGAUGUUUCCCUAAGUUACACAAAUCUAUGCUUUGUUCAAGAAAUCUCGAUUCCUAAGCGUUGUGCUGUGUUUUGACGAUAUUAUGCUGAAUGCGAAUGCUGUUUGCUCCUAGAUUUACUGAAAUUGGACUCGUUAACUGUAAUAUUCGUCGAAGGUCUGCCCGGAAAGCAACGGCCAGAGGGAAUGGUUAUUUGGUCCGUUCCCUCUGGUUUUCGCUCUACGGUAGGAGUUACUUUUGCAGUUUUUGCUGUUCUAUAGAAUCGAAAUGUGAAGAUGCUCUCAGAAAGUUUGAACAUUAGUUUUGUCAGUGAAGUGAACCAAGUAGUCGUUUUUUUUUAUUUUCGCUUGGUUAGGUCAUAGUUCUUUCUCAUCAUUUUCUUUGCUUAUAUCGGUUCGAUUGAAUAAAUAAAAUAAAUUUGCUUUGAUGGGAGAUCUCUGUUUGAGGGCUCUAGUUCAUCGUUCAGUAAAAUCGGGUCAGAUAUUGGAUGGCAACUAUCAGGUGAAAAAAGUUUGGUUCUAUCCGUCUCUUCUCUCAACUUCUCGGAAACUAUGGCAAAUGGAUUCGCAUGAAUGAAAUCAUAAUUUCAAAUGUAAUCUUUGGGUUAAUCCAGAAAAAGUUUUAUCAGAUCAGAUAUUUUCAGAUAGACCAUCAAUUGUUCACGAUUCAACCAUCUCGAAACUUCAACGGAUUGGCCAGAAUCCGAAUUUUGAGUGAUCUGGAAAAGCAGAAAAAACUGACUUUUGAAGCAACGUCUACGGAAGUUGCGACGCGUGUUUCUGAAGAAUCUUCCACUGAAUCGGCUCCGUCAGCUUUAUCGAAUCUUCACGACGUUGGUAAUCAACUUCCAGAACAGUCCCAGCUUUUCAAGGUUUCCACGGCCGAAGCUCAGAACAAACAAGACCUGGAGAAGAAAGAAACUCUUGUUGAGAGAAAACUGACUGCUGAAGUGACUUCUACGAAGGCAGUGAUUCCGGUUGACGAAGUAUCUGAACAAUUCUCCAUUGAAUCUGGUCCAUCGGCGUCAUCGCAUCUUCAAGUCGUUAAUGAUCAGGUUCCAGCAGAGUCCCAGUUUCCCAAAGUUCACAAGGUUGAAGCUCGGAGCGGAAAAGACUUCGAGAACAAAGAAUCUUUUGUCGAGACUAUGCUCACUGCUGAAAUGACGUCUACUAAGGCUGUGAAUCUUGUAGACAAAGUGUCUCAAGAAUUUUCCAUUGCAUCGGCUCAAUCAGUGCCAUCGGAUCUUCACGUCGUCGUUGAUGAUCAGCUUCCAACAGAGUGCCCGUCUCUGACAGUUCGCAGUAGUGAUGUUGAAAUGUCUGAAGAAGCAAAAGAGAAAUCAUUGGGCAACGAGAGCAAUGGAGAAAAGGCAGCGGUGAUUGCGGCUUCUAACAACGCGAACGGAUCAUGGGAAAUGAAAGAGUAUGGACCGGAUGACAUCGUCCCACAGAAAGAACAGAAGAAUCUGAAGGAAUCGACCAAAAGAACGCGCAAGAACAGAACGAAGGUAUGACUGAAACUGAGAGUUAGUUUAUCAUUUUAACAUUUGCAGCUGACAAUCGGAAGAUGGCAGCCAGCGCCGGCCACUUUGAAGAGACUUGCCAAGCUCAGAGAGGAGAGUGUUCGUCAGUCCGGGAUUUGGUACACUGCUCAUCUUGCUCUGAGCGUCGCGGAGAAACGAUCAACCAUGCCGGAAGAAGCGGAUAAUAUCCGCAAAUUGACCAAAUUCCUGGAGAAAAUUGAUAAGAGCGGCGACCCAAAGUACUACAGUGCCAAGAUCCCUCUGAACACGGACUUCCCGAACACCACUGAGACGAUCAUAAAACAUUUGAGAAAGCAGCUUCUGGGCAGUUCGACGGAAAGUCCGGAAUGCAUACGUCAUUUGACUGUUGAAAAACUCCCGAAAAUUUCACAAACUGGACCGCUUCUGAUGGACAUUCCGGAGAAAGCGGAAGAAAUCGUGAAACAAGCCGAAAAACUGAUGACGGAAGGUGUCAAUGCCGUAUUCAAACCAGAGAAGCUGAAGCAUCCAGAGCCGAGAAGACGGAAGGAAUGGGACGAUGGAGAGAGGGAGAUGUACCACCAACUCGGAUACGAUGUGACUCAGAGAUUCGAACGGGAGAGGGAUCACAUUCGUCUUCCUGCUCCGAAUGUGUGCAUUGCCAACAAGGAAGAAUUGAUGAGUGACGCUCUCAAACAGCUGGCCAUGUCUGCUCCGAUCACAAACAUCACGGGCAUCGACAAGGCUCUCGGAAUCGACCUGAGCAUCUUCAGCUUGGAAACCAUCCGAAAGUGCUUUCCCGAAUUGAUGCUCGACGUCUAUUACCAAUGUCCGCAGACGGCCAACAAUAAUCGGUACGAGACCGGAGAGAAAAACUGGAAGACUUGGCAUUUCGAGUCCAAGAUGUCGAUCGGCAAGUACGAGGAGUACUACAAAAAACUCGAGAAGACGGCAGAAAACAGUAAGGCUCUUGCGAAUGUAUAUAUUUAUAUAUGUAAUAGCUAUGUUUCAGUUUAUGGAGAAUUGGUCAAUUCUCCCGAAUCAGAGAUGGAAGAAAAGUUCUCGAAUUUCUUGGAAACAAUGAAAAAUGAGCAGCUUCUUCCAGUCGAACUCAAGAGAGACUUCGUUUACUCAAAAUUCGCAACGAACAUCAACUUGAACAAUGAGGAAAAAUUCCGGAAGCAAAUGGAAGUCAUCGAAAAACUGCCUACUUUCCUCCAGCCUCAUCAUGACGGAAAUCUUUUAAAUUUGGCAGAAACGAUUCUCGGAGUCAAUUCUGUUCAGUUGUUCGUGAAACCUCCUGGAGCUCGUACUUCGGCACACGUGGAGAAUCUUCUCAUGGCCUGCAUCAGCUGGAACGUCGGACCGGGCACUUGCGUCAGAUUUGCAGUGUCGUACAAGUACUAUGGAAAGGUUCUCGACCUGGUGAAGAAGAAAAGAGGAUUGACGUUUCACGGAGAAAAUUACUGGCCCAGCGAGGAAGAGCUUCUAAAAGCCGGGAUUCCAUUCAGAAAGUUCGAACAGAAGGCCGGCGAAUUGGUUUAUGUGAACAGUGGUUGUAUUUACUGGGGACAGAGCAAUGGUUUCUGUGUCAAUUUGGAAUGGAAUGUCGGAGAGCCAAGUGUAUUCCAACUGGCCAUGUCAAUGGCUGCCACGUCCCAUGACGCCGAGGAAAAACACAAUGGAAAGAUUCCACUAGUGGACAUGCUGUGGCGAGCGGCCGAAAACAAACUGUACCUGGACAAUCCGGAGAUGACCCAGCUGGUGAGAAGUUGCAUGAUCAGGUAAGAAACCAGCAAAAUCAAGUAGACAUUUGAGUAAGGAAAACAUUUCCAGAUCCUUGGCCGCGACGAAAUUCUACAGUGACUACCUCGAAGCGGAAAACGUCGAUGUUCCGCGAUUGGACAAUGAGGGAGGAGCGCCUCCGAGAUGCAUCACGUGUGGAGAAGAAGUGUUCAAUAUCGUUUGUUCGGUUGUAAAGAAGGAAGAUCCGGAUACGGUGAUCAUGAAGAACGGUGUGUACAGAGACUACUGUAGUGGAUGUCCGGUCGGAGAGCUAAACGAUGAUGAGAUGAAGUCCUUCUACCGCUUCUAUGACAUUGAAAAACUCAUCGAAAUCUACAAUAAUUACCAUAUUUGA
Caenorhabditis sp. 36 PRJEB53466 is the source of this 7291-nucleotide messenger RNA. The record is from the annotation of a GenBank genome assembly. NCBI's taxonomy places the organism in Eukaryota, Metazoa, Nematoda, Chromadorea, Rhabditida, Rhabditidae.